UGGGAAAGACAUUCAUACACAUUUCGUUCGUCGUCACAACGAAUAAAUAAAUAAAUUAAACUUUAAGGUAUUAUACUAAAUAAAAAUAAAUAGUAUGGAAGAACUACUGGAAAGAGUGGCUUCUUUGGAAGUGAUGGUGUCGCAGUUGGUAAAAUGGACAAAUUUUGAAGUACCUGGUAAGCUCUCUAGCCCUCAGAAUGACAUUAGAGUCACGGAUAAUUCUACCAGGUUAUCAUCUCCUCAUCCGCACCGGGAUUAUUCUGCUGAUUAUGUCGAUAUCGAGCAAGAGAUUAAAGUCGAAUUUCAAAAUGAUGACAUGCUUCCUGCCAAUUUUUCAUAUUGCGACGAGGAAGAAGUGGAGGAGGGUGAAGUUCGAGGGCUCCUUAUUCAUCCGACUGACGACCCCUUAGGUGAUAUUAUUAUUCCAGACCCAAAUUAUUCAUCGCCACGACGAGAAGACAAUUACCACCCACAGGUGUUCAUUGGAGGUCCCCCACAAAGUCAAGGACCAAAUGCAAACCCGCAGAAGUCUCUGGACGUGGGAGUAACGAAGCUGGAAAUUAAUUCAACCGCGGAGACAAAAGUUGGUCCCGGGUCGAAAAACGGGAGAGGCAAAUACCCAAUUAACGGAUCAGGAUCUCGAUAUCGUUGUCCCAUGUGCGGUAGAAAGUUCGCACGGAAUAGCGUCGUGAUUAGACACGUCAUCAAUGUCCACAGGUUGAGAGUGUUCCCGUGUCGUUUGUGCCCCAGAAAAUUUUCGGAGAAAGUGCAACUCGACGCCCACGUGAGAUCAUCCCACGUGACACCCCCAGUGAUAGCCCAGUCGGGUAUGUAUAAAUGCUCGAUUUGUGGGCGAGAAUUUGGAAGAAGGUUUUGUUUAAAGCGUCACCAGACGGUACACGAAAAGGUGGGGCGAAUGCUAAUUUAAUUGCAAGAAGAUGAUACAUUUUUGGAAAUAAUUCAAUGCAGAGGGAGAUUAAGUAUUUAUCAAAUUAUUUUUGCACAGAAAACAGACUUGCAUAUUAUUUGAAAUGUGUAAAAGUUGGGUGUAUUUAAGCAAUUACAUAUUUUAUAAACCUGAUGUUAUCUGUAACGUAAUUUGUUUUGGCAGGAUUUAGAUGGUAAUUUUUUAAUAGGAUUUGUGUGAUGAAUCUUCCAGUGUCAUAUAAGAGUACUGUCAUAUUAAUGAUUUAUAGUAUUUAUUUGAUAAUGGGUGUGUUUUAUUUGCCAUGGAAUGAAUGAUUUUUGGAUGGAAUGGAACGAGAAUGGAAUGGAAUGAGAAUGGAAUGAUUUUACUCGCAAAUAAAACGGAUUUUUGGAAUGGUGUGAAAAGUUGCGAUGAUAAAACAACUUGCGUUUUAUUUGACGCAUUUUACAAACUAAUUUGGUUAAAUUAAAUUUGUGCGUUUCGUAGUAGUUAACUACAAUUUUUUGCAAAAAAUAGUUAUAGUUAAGAUUUAACUACUUUUUUAAAGUAGUUGGAAAAUGUAGUUAAACGACUUUCUCCUAUGGUAUAGUUGACCAACUACAUUUUAACUACUUUACAACUACUUUUUAACUACAUCUAAUCUAAUCUCAAAUAUCUUUUUAAUGAAAAAUUGGGGUUUUCAAAUCUUCUUAAAUUCAUGGUGUUCUAGUUGAAGCAAACUGCCUUAAUUAUUCUCAGAAAGUGAUAAAAUGCAAGAUCAAAUUCAGCAAAAAUCUCAACUGCCUGAAUGUAAUGUUUUUAGGGGAAUUACAAUGAAUCUGUUGUGAAUAAUUUUCUUAUUUCAAUGAUUUUAACAAGAGGUUAAGUAAAGUAGGUAAAAGUUUUUCUUUCAUUCAACUACACCGUAAAAGGUAGUUAAAUGAACCUAAUUAAAAAGUAGCUGAAAGUAGUUGAAAAGUAGUUAGUACUACUAACUACUUUUCUAAAAUCUAACUACUAAGUUAGUAGUUAAAUUUUUUGAUUUACAAACCAUUUAAAAUUGCUCCUAGGAUCUUUACGCUAGAUUAUGCAAAGAAAUCGACAUUGAAACAAAAGAUGAUUAUCUUGAGUUGUUCGGGAGGGGGAGACUUGUAUUUUAUUCCAAGUAUACUCGAUUAAGUAAUUGAUCACAACAAUUGAGUAUUCAAUUACUGCUUGGGCAAGUAAUUAAAUACUUCAAAUUUUAAAUACUCUCGAGUUCUUCGAAUACUUAAAUACCUUGAAAAAUUCCUGAGUAAUUGAAAUCAAUUACUAAUUACUUCGAUGUCAGUAAUUAAGGGAGUAAUUAAGUACAACAGUCCUGCAAGAUGUGCUUCAUUGUUAAGUUAUCAACAUAUCGGGCUGAAUUUGCUACAUAUUUUAAAUAUGUAAAAUUUUUAAUCAAGUUUGUAGAUGCGCCCAAAAUCUUUAGAAAAAUAAAUAGAAAAUCUUACAGUGGUAACUCCCAUCUCAGCAUUUUUGGAACGUAAAUUUUAAAAUAAAAUUUGAUAGAAUUUCUUAACAGAAUUUCAAUUAGCUUUGAUUUUUUGAAUUACCUAGUGGACUUAUGCUAACUGUAAGUAGCUCUUAACGGCAAAACCACUGGAGAUAAUCAAGAUCUGAUAAGCGCAUUGGAUUCCCAGUGCGAUUUUACGUAAAUACCACAUGUUCAUUUUUAAUUACUUGCAAAGCAUAUCAGCAGGGAAAAACUUGAAAGGACACGGCCGGCGAUAAUUUUUGACAAAAAAAUGCGAAGAAAAACAGUGAAUUUGAAAAGUGUGAUAGGAAUCGAACGCUCACUUUAAUUUAGUCUAACGCACUAUAAAAACGUUCAUGGGGACAGUAUAUACUAAAAACAGUCGAAGAACGAUUUUUUAAAAACCUCCAAGGACCACACCCAUCGUGAAGGCGCUGAAGGCUAUAAUCCGAAAAAAUUCUCGAAAUUCCAACGGAAAAUAGCCUUACAGCUGACAUUGUAGAUGCACAUUAUCCAACGAGUGCUCAAACUGAACCUUAGACUUCAGGCUUUGAAACGUAGCACUUACCGCAUGCUGAUUAUCCCUGAAAAGAAAACAGGGUUAAAGAAAUGCAGAGCUCUCUUUAAGCGGUACGCUAAAAAAAUAGUACAGAAAAUUCUCGUUCCAGAUGAACAGAUUUUCAGUGUGAAGGAUUUUUGAAACAAACAAAAUGACUUCGUCCACGCAAAAUAGGUCAAAUAUAUCCCUGAAUAUAGAGAAAAGUUCAAACGUUCCCAUUAUCCAUGUUUUGUCAUGAUUUUUGCAGAUGAGAUCUGAUUAGGUGUAAUUUCUCCUCAUUUUGUCGAAACGGGGGGGAACGUGAAAGAAAAAAAAUCUUUGAAAUACGUUUUUGAGUCCGGGGUACAUCCCGUAAAUGAGAUCCAAGCCAAUGCAGUCGACUGGACCUCGCUACAGGACUCAGUACCAGUGAAUAUAGCAAAAAAUGAGCAAAGGGUGGCUAAAAAAACAAAUUCCGAACAUUAUCUCCGCUUGGGAAUUGUCAUGCGCCUUGUUGGAUUUGAAUCUCUGGACUGUGAAAAACGGUCAAAAUUAGGGACAAAGAUGUGUUCUAAGCCUCACAGAAGUCUGAAAGCUUUAAAAAAUUCUUUGACCACGAAAUGGAGCAAUUUGUCCACAGAUUCCGAGCGUGCUGCAAUCUAGGGCUGUAGACCGCGUCUUCAGCUCUGCAUUAAUGUUGAGGGAGGAAAUUUCGAAAACCAAAAAUUGUUUUCUACUUAAAAAUUAACUGGCUUUCCAUUAAAAUUUACUAGAAAUCUGUAACACAAAAACUGCUGAAGCUACAGCGCUUCAUUUCACUUACAGUUACUGAGGGCCACCCUGUAAUUGGAAAACAUUAAUUUUUAAAUUAAAAUAAAGUUAAUUUAUUUUAAUUGCAUAAAGAAAUUGACGAAAAGCCGAAAAACUGCUAUAAAAACCGUAUCAUUCCAUGUUCACUCCAGCUCGCGAGUUGGAAGGAAAACAAGUUCAUUCCGAAUGAACAUCGGUGAAAAUCAUUCCAAAUCCUGAUUUUUUCCAUGACAAAUAAAACGCAAAAAUUUUCAUUCCAUUCCAAAAUCAGGAUUGGAAUGAUGAAAACGAUGCAAAUAAAACACAUCCAAUGUUUAUUUAAAAAUCUGAUAUAAAAUAAAUAUAUUCAUUUUGUGUGUAUGUACAUUUCAUCCUUAAACACCUUGAGUUUUUCUACCAGAGUUGAAACUUGAAAUUAAAAAGAGACGCUGGAACAUUCGACAGCUUUCUUAAUAGUUAUGUAUGCAGCAUAAAUGUUUCGAACUUUUUUGGCUAGACUGUCAGAAAAGUUGGCUAAUAAAUAUUAUAAUAUUUAUUAAUCGAUCGCAGUCAAGAUCAACUUUGUACAUAAAAAUGUGGUGUGUGUACUUAAGUUAUCGGCCGCGCAAGGGUGGGGUCACAUGGACAAUGUCCCCACGGUGUUUUAAUGGUCCCCAUCGUCUCCCCAUAUUGUAUCAACCCCACCCUCCCCUAUACUACAAUGUUCAAAAGAUAUGUAUGAUAAAGAUGUUUUACUAAAUCUUUAACCGUUAGUACCAUCUUUACAGAUUUGUACACAUUACGAAUUCGGUAGUAACUAUUACGAAAUUAUUACAAGGUACAUAUGUAUCGUUGAUUAAAUUAUUUCGCAUCCCUACCCAUGUAUAAAUCAACCAGAGAGUAUUAAAAGGAUAUUAAAGACCACUGUUUUUAUCUA
This is a messenger RNA of Folsomia candida, 4687 nucleotides long. Its product is annotated as zinc finger protein 579-like. Lineage: Eukaryota; Metazoa; Arthropoda; Collembola; Entomobryomorpha; Isotomidae. Bases 95 to 928 code for a protein of 277 amino acids. Gene Ontology annotation, molecular function: chromatin insulator sequence binding. Gene Ontology annotation, cellular component: chromosome. Gene Ontology annotation, biological process: regulation of transcription by RNA polymerase II. The record is from RefSeq and is a predicted model, not a curated record. The transcript has 4 exons.